GCCCGGCCAAUCGCGGCCCGCCUCGCCUAUGAUGUCAUCGGAGGAGGAGGCCGACUCACACGCGCUCUGCUCGGAUAAACUCCUAAAGAAACAGAAACGCGCGAGACAGCGCGUGGACGCCGGUGAGCCGCGCAAUUCUUAUUCCACUCUCGCGACGAACGGACUCGCGCCCGCGCGCGCCGCACACAUGAGCGGUGGACUUUACGGCGCCAUCUUCGAGGGCCGUCAACACUUCGGGCUUUUCGGACCGGGUUACGCUCCGGCCGAAAUGCUCAACGAACUACUUGGUCGAGCGCCGGCCGAUGCCGGCGAUGAAGCCUCCGGGGGCGACUUCGCGCACCGGAUGCUCCGCGACAUGCUGCAGACCCGCAAGAAGGAGCUGCUGCGGCUCUCCCCGGACAAUAAUAAUGUGCUCGCGAACAACAACAACGACGAGCCGAAGGGCGAGCCCAAGGACGAGCGGCCGUCCUCGCGCGACUCGCGGCCCGACCUGGACGACGCUCUGCUGGGGCUGGACAGCGCCGGCGACUCGCGCACGUCGCCGCCGCCCGCCGCGGACGCCCUGCUCGCGCCCAAGUCGGAGCCCGAGGACCGUGACAGUGAUGCUCAGCGUUCCUCCCCGCGACCGCUGGAUGUGAAACGUGCCCGUGUUGAGAACAUUGUGUCGACUAUGCGUUCUAGUCCCGCGCCUCAACAGCCACAAGUGAACGGUUGCAAGAAGCGAAAACUGUACCACCCGCAGCAGCACGACGGCGCCGCGGAGCGGUACGGCACCAGCCACGGCAGCAGCGCACAGACGGUCUCGGACGACUCCGAGGACGACGGUGAGCGACACCCCCCCAUUCAACAAAAGUUAGUAGAAAAGAACGCCCUAAAAUCACAACUUAGAACAAUGCAAGAGCAAUUAGCAGAGAUGCAAGAGAAAUAUAUGCAAUUAUGUAAUAGAAUGGGUCAGGACUCUGAAACUGUCGACAACGAUGGUGUUUCUAGUGAUAUCGAACAACCCGAAGAUACGGUGCCUAAGUCUGAACCGGCUUCGCCCGCAAAGGAAGUCCCUCCCCCGAUACCGAGCAGCGCCGCGCCAAAUAUGCUGUCACAAGUGAUGAGCAAGAUGAUGUCCGCGAAGAUGCACGCGCACGCGGCCGCGCACCCGCACCUGCCGCCCGGCUUCAACGGCGCUCUGCCGCUGCUGCCACAUCUACCGCCCACCGAACACCUGCACCCACCGCACCCGCACCAGCACCUCAACAACGCCGCCGCCAUGUACCUGAACGUCAGCCAGAAGCUGUUCCUGGAGCAGGAGGCCCGCAUGAAAGAAGCGGCCGAACAGCAGCAGCAACAGAAUAAUCAGCAGCAGAGGCCACAGUCUAAUCAACACUCGCCUCAGCAGCGACAGCUGGGACCGACACCUAAACCACCUCUAUCGACAGAACUGGCUGAAAGAUUAGAUGCGAUACGGAGUAGUAACGCUGGAUCGGUGGGGCCGGUGACCGGCGCCGACCUGGAGGGAUUAGCAGAGGUGCUCAAGAGCGAGAUCACCGCAUCGCUGGCUAGCCUCAUAGACUCGAUAGUGACCCGCUUCGUGCACCAGCGCAGAAUGCUCGGCAAGCAGUCGGAGACGGCGGCCGCGGCGGCGGAGCAACUCAACAAGGACCUGCUGCGGGCGACGCGCAUGCUCGACAGGAAGUCGCCGCCGCCCAAGGCGCCGGAGAGGCCGUCGGGGCAGAUGUCAGGUAACACACCCGUCCACCACCCGGGAGCGCCCAACGGCGUCUCGUUCAUGACACACAACCCGAUGUUGAUGAGCCAGAUGAACGGCCCCCGCGCGCCGGGCGCUGCGGCCUUCCAGCUGCACGCCGAGGCGGGCGGGCCCGGCCACGGCGCUCAAGUGCGGCCUCCCGCAGGCAUGUUCCAGGCGCCGCCGAAGCCGCUGGGGUCGCUCUACGGGGCGAUGAACGGCCACUUCGAGCGCGAGUCGAACCCCGAGCAGAACGAGGCGCUCAGCCUCGUGGUCACGCCCAAGAAGAAGCGGCAUAAGGUGACGGACACCCGCAUCACGCCGCGCACCGUCAGCCGGAUCCUGGGGGAGGGAGUGGGCCAGUCGCCGGAGACGAAGUUCCCGGAGUCGCCGUCGCCGCGGCCGUACCCGGGCGGCAUGGCGCUGCCGACGUCGGUGGCGAUACCGAACCCGUCGCUGCACGAGAGCCAGGUGUUCUCGCCGUACUCACCGUUCUUCGGAGCGGGCGGCGGGCUGGCGCGGUCGCCGCCGGCGCCGGAGCGGGACUCGCCGCCGCUGCCGCACGCGCCGGUGCUGCUGCACCCCGCGCUGAUGGCGGCGGCGCACCACGCGUCGCCGGACUACCUGCGCCACCACCACGCGCACCACGCGCACGCGCACGCGCACGCGCCGCUGCACCCCGCGCCGCACCACCCGCCGCACCUGGACGCCCAGGACCCGCACUCCGACUGCAACUCCACCGACCUGCCCUACGACGGAGUCCAGCCUACUAUAUCCUUUUUAAAUAGAUCACUCGAAUUGCACUCUUCGACGCUGACUCCGAUGCACCUGCGCAAGGCGAAGCUGAUGUUCUUCUGGGUCCGGUACCCCAGCUCGGCAGUCCUGAAGAUGUACUUCCCGGACAUCAAGUUCAACAAAAACAACACGGCACAGCUAGUCAAGUGGUUCUCCAACUUCAGAGAGUUCUACUACAUCCAGAUGGAGAAGUACGCGCGGCAAGCCAUCAGCGAGGGCCUGAAGACGCCCGAGGACCUGCACGUGGCCGGCGACUCGGAGCUGUACAGGGUGCUCAACCUGCACUACAACAGGAAUAACCACAUUGAGGUCCCACCCAACUUCAGAUACGUGGUGGAGCAAACCCUGCGAGAGUUCUUCCGCGCCAUCCAGGGCGGCAAGGACGCCGAGCAGAGCUGGAAGAAGUCCAUCUACAAGGUGAUCUCGCGGCUCGACGACCCCGUGCCCGAGUACUUCAAGUCGCCGAACUUUCUCGAACAGUUGGAGUGAGCGCCACCUCGACUCGACGCACACAAUGUUUCGGCAUAACAAAAUUUUUGGAACAAAUUCAUUGGACGAAUGUUUCGCACACCAAAAUUUUACGACACUCGCAUUUAGGCCUUCAGAUCAAAAUUAUUGAUAAAAAAAGUUAAAUUAAAUUAUUAAAAAUUUGAAUUUGUACGUUGCAAGUCGAGUGGCGUGGUGCGGCGAGCGGCUCGCCUCGCCACCGCCGCGCUCUACUAGGAAAUUCAUUAGGUUAUACGAGUAAGAAAAAAUUUAAGUCACCUAGAAUUUUAUUUCUGCACAUAAUAUAUUUCGCUAUAUAUAAUUAUUAUUAUAUUAUUAUUAAGUAUUAUCUUAAAUGGUUUUUAUAGUUGUGUAUAUCUUAAAAUCAUUUAUUGAUUUAUUCUUUAAGGAGAAAAAACGAUUAAUAUAUUAACUGCUUAAGUUUUGAAU
Ostrinia nubilalis (European corn borer) is the source of this 3469-nucleotide messenger RNA. It is a transcript of the gene pros, whose product is annotated as homeobox protein prospero. Gene Ontology annotation, biological process: regulation of transcription by RNA polymerase II. The transcript is spliced from 4 exons. Lineage: Eukaryota; Metazoa; Arthropoda; Insecta; Lepidoptera; Crambidae. Gene Ontology annotation, cellular component: nucleus. The record is from RefSeq and is a predicted model, not a curated record. Bases 29 to 3022 code for a protein of 997 amino acids. Gene Ontology annotation, molecular function: RNA polymerase II cis-regulatory region sequence-specific DNA binding; DNA-binding transcription factor activity, RNA polymerase II-specific.